Molecule: messenger RNA, 6211 nt
Organism: Siniperca chuatsi (mandarin fish)
Lineage: Eukaryota; Metazoa; Chordata; Actinopteri; Centrarchiformes; Sinipercidae
Gene: apbb2b
Product: amyloid beta (A4) precursor protein-binding, family B, member 2b
Exons: 19
Coding region: 287-3046 (919 amino acids)
Biological process (GO): regulation of DNA-templated transcription
Cellular component (GO): nucleus; cytoplasm
Molecular function (GO): amyloid-beta binding; transcription factor binding
Source: RefSeq, a predicted model, not a curated record
CCCCUGUCGGAGAACAGCGGCGUCUGGGAGGGAGGAGAAAAGGAACAAGCCGAGAGAAAACAGAGGGGAGGAGGAGGGGGAAAAAAAGACAGGAGCGCAGCGAGGAGGACGUGAACACACCGGAGAAGAGGACGCUGCUGCUUCAGUGAGACCCUUCGUGAUUGGAUGAAGAGAGAACCACUGACUACCAGUAUGGACGUGCUCCAUCCUGGAAUUUCCCACAAUCCUUAGUUUUCUGGUCUGCAGCUGAGUCUACUGAACCCUGAACUGUGACCAGCGCCAGUCUAUGACUGACCUCCUGUCAGGUGAACUGUCUUGUGCCACAAUGAUGUCAGUAGAUGUGACCAAUCACAAUGGCCCGGCUGCCACGCCUCCCACCUCACUCAGCCUUCACUCCUCACACAACCAGCUGCUCAGCAGUGAUGUCAUCAAGCAGGGCUCCGCCACGCCUCCCAAGUGUCGCAAAAAGUAUGCACUUACGAGUAUCCAAGCUGCCAUGGGCCUCGGAGAAGCAGUGCCACCUUCAUCAUCACCAUCAUCAUCCCCAUCACAGUCUUCAACCCCCAACAAUCCCAAACUAGCCAAGAACGGGGUCAACCAGCUUCGUAAAGCCGGUCAGGAUCACAACAAAAACACCACCGGCCCUGACCUGACGGACCUGGAGUGUAAUUCAGAAACUACAGCAGAUGACCUCAAUGUCAACACAGCUGAGGAGCAUGAUAGUCACACUCUCACCAAUAAUGACAGAGAGGAUGAUGUCAUUAAGCUAGAUGUAGAAUUGCACCCAGACUCAAACACUGAUGCAGAGCAGAAAACCGAAUCAGAGAUAGACUUUAACAUUAACAUGACUGUGGAGCUCAAAAUGAACGGCAACACAACAGAUUUGGGCUUUGACUUGAACACUGAGGCAGAGGAGAGCGAUGACAUCAGCAUUCUGUCUGAGAAGGAAAUUACGUCAAAGAUGAAGAUUGAGGAAGAUGGAGAUGAGGUGGUGGUGGUGGAGGAGCAGGAAGACGAGGAGAAGAAGCCUUUACUGAUGAUAAAAAGUGAGUCUCCCGUGAAGAACCACAAAGUUUCUUCAGACCUGGAGCUCAUCUCUGACCUCCACUCCAACCUCAAGCUCCUCAAAUCAGGCAAGGACUCUCCGGUGCCUCCUCCUCCCUCCAUACCCAGGCAAGCCAGCCCAGAGGACACGCCAUUACUCUCUGUGGCCUCCUGUUCCUCCUCUUCCUCCUCGUCUCCAGAGACGAAGAAGGACAGAAGGACUGGCGCAAAAACAGACUGUGCUUUGAACCGCAUCCAGAAUCUGAACCCCAGUGACGAGGAGUUGAGUUGGACCACACUGUCCCAGGAGAGCAACUCCCCAGAGGAAACAGAUAUCUGGAGUGAGCAGUCAUUCCAGACAGACCCUGACCUGCCUCCAGGAUGGAAGAAGAUCACAGACAUGGCCGGUAUCUACUACUGGCACAUUCCUACAGGCACCACCCAGUGGGAGAGGCCUGCCACCCGCCCAGCACCCUCUGGGCAGACAGAGUCCCAGGCCCUGGGCGACCACACAGCCUUUACACCACGUAAACACUCCCUGGGCUCACUCAGCCCUUCACCCACUCCUGAUCAUGAGUCGUGCCAGGCAGAUAUCUUCUUCAGGGCGUCAACUCAUUCAGGCAGCACCACCUCUGACAGCUCAGUGGAGCCUCUCUCCACUCUCGAGCCCACCCUCACCACAUGUGGAUUUGUCAACAGCUGCUACUUUCCUCGUUCCACAUCUCUGCAGGGGAUGCCUGAUCAAGAGCAUCACGAAGAUGAGGACAAGAAACAGGUGUGGAGUGAUUUUGGCGGAAAGAUUGAUAGUGAAGUGUGGAAGGACCUGCAGGCAGCCACGGUGAACCCUGACCCCAGUCUGAAGGAGUUUGAGGGUGCUACACUUCGCUACGCAUCACUCAAGCUAAGGAACCGUCCAGCAGUGGAAGAGGAGGAGUCCAGCAGUGGCAACAGUGACCCAGAAGCAAAAUGUUUUGCAGUGCGCUCUCUGGGAUGGGUGGAGAUGGCUGAGGAGGACUUGGCUCCUGGAAAGAGCAGUGUUGCUGUUAACAACUGCAUCCGACAGCUGUCCUACUGCAAGAAUGACAUCCGAGACACAGUCGGCAUCUGGGGAGAGGGGAAGGACAUGUACCUGGUGCUGGAGAAUAAUAUGUUGAACCUGGUCGACCCCAUGGACCGCAGUGUGCUUCACUCUCAGCCAAUCGCAAGCAUCCGUGUCUGGGGUGUUGGCCGGGACAACGGCAGAGAGAGGGACUUUGCAUAUGUGGCGCGAGAUAAAAACACCAGGAUCCUGAAAUGUCAUGUGUUCCGCUGUGAUACGCCAGCCAAAGCCAUCGCCACCAGCCUGCAUGAGAUCUGCUCCCGGAUAAUGACAGAGCGAAAGAAUGCCAAAGCGAUGGCAGGAGCCUCUCUCCAGGACAGGAUGCAGGCAGGACUAGAUCUCCCUUUACAAGCAGAGUUCCCCACACCAAAGACAGAGCUGGUUCAGAAGUUUCAGGUGCUCUACCUUGGGAUGUUGCCUGUGGCCAGACCAAUAGGCAUGGACAUAUUGAAUGGAGCUAUAGACAGUCUAAUCAGUUCUUCCAACAGAGAGGACUGGACUCCGGUUGCCCUCAAUGUGGCAGAUGCUACUGUCACCAUCAGCAAAGACAAGGACGAAGAGGAAGUGCUGGUGGAGUGUCGUGUUCGUUUCCUGUCUUUCAUGGGCGUUGGGCGUGACGUGCACACGUUUGCUUUCAUCAUGGAUGCUGGCGGCCAUCGUUUUGACUGUCACGUCUUCUGGUGUGAGCCCAACGCUGGAAAUGUGUCGGAGGCUGUACAGGCAGCUUGUAUGCUGCGGUAUCAGAAGUGUUUGGUGGCUCGACCCCCCUCCCAGAAGGCCUGCGCCUCGUCGCCCCCUGGUGACUCGGUGUCCCGUCGGGUCUCAACCAGUGUGAAGAGGGGCGUCCUGUCUCUCAUCGACACCCUCAAACAGAAGAGACCCGUCACCGAGUUGCCGCAGUAACCGCGGUUAAGCGCUACCGACUCCCUUCCACAACCCCCAGUCACCAUGGUAACUAGUCGCAUCGCUGCCAAAACCCGUCGCCACCACAUACCCCAGUAACCAUGGAAACACAUCAAAGCCCCGGGGUUUGGGGAACCCUGCCACAGUUCCUUUGCUUUUCUGGAGUAAAAUUGAAAUUUCACCUCAAGAGUUUAUCAGUUCUUGAGCAGCAACUCAAAUCAGUUUCCUUAAACAUAACUGAGAUGUAUAAAGACUCUAAUCCCACAUGAAGAAGGAACAACCACAGAGAAACCCCUGAAUGGUGAUCGUAAAGGUCAUAGUGUACAUAGAAGUAACUCUCUUCCCUCUCCGCACAGAGAAGGAGUGAGGAGAAGAGAGCAAAAACUGAAGAAGAAGGAAGUGCUCCUUCAAGCACAGCACGUGUGAUGAGCGAGCUCUUUGCUGCCCAAACUGCUUAUCUCUCCAUGCUCUAAUUGUAUUUGUGUCUGUGCCUGUUCUGCCAGCAUGACCUUGCACACCUGGCCACGCCCUCCUGUCAUUCACCUGGUUGUCCUGUUAGUCUUUAGUGGCGUUUCCCCUCAUCUGUCCCUCUUUCUCAUUGUCCUCAGUAGACUGUAACGUGAAGUAAAUGAAAGGAAAGAAUCAUGAAAGCCAUCGCGUCUGAUUUUCCAAUCAGUAUGUAAUGAAUGAAUGAAAGAAGGAAGCUGCUACAGACUAAAGAGAUUCGGUUGUCAGUCUACACACCUGUUCAGCUGAUCCUGCAUGAACUUUUCAUAUAAAAGUGAACCAUUCUAGACAAUAUCAAUACACUGCUGCUGCUUUCAGAGACUGAAGGGGUGAGAAAUCCGAAGCCACACUUAUUUUUCUUCAUCUUCUUAUUUCUUUGUUUUUCGUCAACUGUGCAAGAAUCAGCCUGGAGGGUCUAAACGAGUGGUGACCUUUCACCCGAAACAUCCUUCAUAUACUUCCUGUUUACUUCUUGUCUUUAUUCUUUUGCCAUCCCUCGGAAAAUGACAGAUGAUAGCCAUAACUGAGGAAGAGAUGCAGGGAUGGUAAACAGUACUAGACUGCUGCUCCUAACACAGGAGACAUCAGCAUGCUGCUGCUGCUGUUUGAUACACAUGCUGGAGGAAAUUUGACAAAUUAUUCCUUUAAAUCCCACCUCAGUAUCAGUCCCCACAGAGUUCAUUUCCACUAAUAAAAGGGGAUUGGCAACACAAGAAAGGCUAGAGGAAUCAUGCAGAGAAGAAGACUGGAGGACUGUGUGUUUGUACCCGGGGAUGGUGAUGAUGAUUUUGUCCACAGCUGAGAUCUGAACUGUGAGGAGGUGAGAAGGAGAGAGAGAGACAGGUUUCACCUCCAGCCUUGGCUGUUUUUCGAGAGGAAAGCCAACAGAGAGACAUGUUGGCUCAAACCAACAGGACUUUCCUGGGCUGCUGUCUAUCUGUCUCCAGGGUUCUGUUCACUUGAAUGCGCCUUCUCUGUUUUUUCAUUUCCUACUUCCUUGUUGUACGACUGUUUUCAUCCAGUGCCACAAGAUCACUCCCUUUUGUUGUGUUUUCUGUAGUUUUUCUCAUACAAAUCUUAAUUCAACACUGCUAGCUCCUUAUUAUUACACAUCUGACAAACUUGGAUGUAUGGUAAUAACUAAUGAAGUCCUUUAUUGCAACUAAAAUCAUAAACACAUUUCCCCCCCUGGCAGUUCUCUUGAUGUAGGGCUGCAGAUUAAUACUGAACCUCUAUAAUUGACCGUUUGCUAAACCCCUCCACCAGACAGCGAUCGUCUCAUCACAGUUUAGGAACCGUACCUAGGCAUGGCCACCCUGUCACGCUUUUGAAUUGCUCUGCAUGUAGAAGCAGUGUAACCAAUUCUCGGUAUGUAAAUAAUUUGGAGGGUUGUAACUUUUUUUUAUAUCACCUUUCUAAAACCAAUAACACAGCUGUGUGUUUUUCUGCUUUAACGUAAGCUGCAUGUCAGGCUAACUAGCUUACUGUUGAUAGCUAACUAUAUUUUGUGGGUUUAUAGGUUACAUUAAAAAAAAGAAGCUCAGUUCUCAUAUCCUCUGUGUAUUAUUCCCCGCUGUAAGAUGGUCCUGGAUGCUACUAUAUCAAAGUUAAGGGUAACUUUAACAGCUCUGUCCUGCUCUUUAUUGGAUUUGAGGAAGUUCACGCUCCAGCAAACCCAGCCAAGCGUUAUGAUCACCAAACACAUUAGUUAGUCCUCUUCCUAAAAGCCUGAAGACAUAUACUGUUUGAAAAUAUGAACAAUAAAGCAUAAAUCUAACCUCUGUCUUGGUUGUUCAAGUAUGUAAGCAAAGCAGCCAGACAGGGUUAUGUGAAUGAAAUAAGAGUCUAUUAUUUUCCUUAUUGUACUUUCUUACUAAUACCAGGACUAACUAGCUUUACACUGCAGUACAAGAACACAGUUUCUUUAUUUCCAUUUUCUUCUGCAUAUAUCAACUGCUGAGGAGGCUAACUUUUUGCCGGAACAUGUAGCUUUAGCUUCAGUCUUUUAGCGUGAAAUUGUGUAUGUAGCCAUCAAGUGCAUAUUCAAGACCCCUUUCACUUUAAUCUAUUUUUAAAAUGACAUUAAAAGUCAGCCAGAGACGGAACUCAUGGAGCUAACAUUAGCUUAAUUAGUUAGCUAGCAAGCUGAUAAAAUCUGCUUAGGACAGUUUUCAUUUCAGCUGCCAAAAUUGAUGGUCGCCAGUUAGAAUGACAAGCUGCUUUUAUUUAUUUCUGCGUGAAAUCACAGAACCAUUAUUUCAAAAAUUACUGCAAAUUUAGAGUUGUAAAUCUGCCUCCAUUUUUGUAAAUUGCAUAUAUGCCAUGUGAGAAAGGAAAGCUUGAGAGCUUGCAACACUAACUAAAGGGGGGCGGGGCUUAACAAACGGUCAAAUCAAACAUCUGUAGAUGCGUCUCGCUUGUUGUCUCCAUGUCUUGCUUCCAGCCUCUGAACUCCGCAGUUAACACACACCGGUUGAAGGAACCAGGAGUGUAAUUGAGAUUCUGAUGAGAAAAUUCAGCCACAUCUUUUGUCACAAGGAUGUUGAAAUGUGAAUGAGAUGACAAAAUGUGUGUGUGUACAUAAUAUCCAUUAAAUGUAAUAUUUGGCAUUAAUCAUUGUUAUAAGCUAUCUUUUCAUUUUGAAUGUCUGUAGUUUUC